CAACACACACACACAAACACACGGCCCUUUCCACACCGUUUGGUGCGUUGUUUGUGGUUUGGUGAAAAUUUAUCUUAAAGUUUGAAGUGUUUUACAAAAGCGACGAAAACUUGGUGCUUAGUUUAGUGAUAUUUGCACACAGUGGUGCAGUUCUUCCUGAUAGCAAGUAAGAUUGUGUACGUGGGUGCGCUGAGAGUGUGUUUAUUACGUCGUCUUCUGUGCGGAAGGCCGCGCGGCAAACAUCAUGGCUGCACCGAUUGAAAUCCCGCUGAGGGACACGGACGAGGUUAUAGAGCUCGAUCCGGAACAGCUUCCCGAGGGUGAAGAGGUGCUUGGCAUCUUGCGGCAGGAGCGCUCCCAGCUCAAUACGUGGGUGACGGUCGCGUUGGCGUACUACAAGCAAAAGAAAACAGAUGAUUUCAUCAAAAUCCUCGAGGCGUCCCGCGUGGACGCCAACAUCCACUAUCGGGACUUUGAGAAGGACCAGAUGCGUGCGUACGAUAUGCUGGCCGCGUACUACGUGCAGGAAGCCAACCGGGAAAAGUCGAAGGACAAGAAGCGCGACCUGUUCCUGAAGGCGACGCUCCUCUACACGACCGCGGACAAGAUCAUCAUGUACGAUCAGAACCAUCUGCUCGGCCGUGCGUACUUCUGUCUGCUGGAGGGCGACAAGAUGGACCAGGCCGAUGCACAGUUCAACUUUGUGCUGAACCAAUCGCCCUCCAACAUACCGUCGCUGCUCGGCAAGGCGUGCAUCGCGUUCAACAAGAAGGACUAUCGGGGUGCGCUGGCGUUCUACAAGAAGGCGCUUCGGACCAACCCGAACUGUCCGGCCGCGGUACGGCUCGGUAUGGGGCACUGCUUUCUGAAGCUGAGCAAUCCGGACAAGGCGAAGCUAGCGUUCCAGCGGGCGCUCGACCUCGAGCCGCAGUGCGUUGGUGCGUUGGUCGGGCUGGCCAUCCUGAAGCUGAACCUGCACGAGCCCGAAUCGAACCGGAUGGGCGUGCAGAUGCUGUCGAAGGCGUACACGAUCGAUUCGACCAACCCGAUGGUGCUGAACCAUCUGGCGAACCAUUUCUUCUUCAAGAAGGAUUACCAGAAGGUGCAGCAUUUGGCGCUGCACGCCUUCCACAAUACGGAAAACGAAGCGAUGCGUGCGGAAAGCUGCUACCAGCUGGCACGCGCCUUCCACGUGCAGCGCGACUACGAUCAGGCGUUCCAGUACUACUAUCAGUCGACGCAGUUUGCGCCGGUGAACUUUGUGCUGCCCCACUUCGGUCUCGGACAGAUGUACAUCUAUCGUGGCGAUUCGGAAAAUGCUGCACAGUGUUUCGAGAAGGUGCUGAAAGCACAGCCGGGCAAUUACGAGACGAUGAAGAUUUUGGGCUCCCUGUACGCGACUUCCUCCUCGCAGUCGAAGCGUGACAUUGCCAAGAACCACCUGAAGAAGGUAACGGAGCAGUUCCCGGACGAUGUGGAGGCGUGGAUCGAGCUGGCCCAAAUCCUGGAGCAGAACGAUCUGCAAGGCUCGCUGCAGGCGUACGGCACCGCUACGAGCAUCCUGACGGAGAAGGUGAACGCGGACAUACCGCCCGAGAUACUGAACAACGUGGCCGCCCUGCACUACCGGUUGGGCAAUCUGGACGAGGCGAUGUCGAAGCUGGAGCAGGCGAUCGAGCGGGCCAAGAUUGAGGCGCAGCACGACGCACAGUACUACGAUUCCAUCUCCGUCUCGAUGACGUACAAUCUGGCCCGGCUGUACGAAGCGAUGGCCGUGUUCGACAAGGCGGACAAGCUGUACAAGGACAUCCUGAAGGAGCACCCGAACUACAUCGACUGCUACCUGCGGCUGGGGUGUAUGGCCCGCGACAAGGGUUUGAUUUUCGUGGCGUCCGAUUUCUUCAAGGACGCGCUGAAGAUUAACAUGGAAAACCCGGACACCCGGUCGCUGCUCGGCAACCUGCAUCUCGCCAAGAUGCAGUGGACGCUGGGCCAGAAGAACUUUGAGACGAUUCUGAAGAAUCCGGCCACCUCGAGCGACGCCUAUUCGCUCAUCGCGCUCGGCAACUUUUGGCUGCAAAGCUUGCACCAGCCGAACCGGGACAAGGAGAAGGAAAAGAAGCACCAGGAGAAGGCGCUCGCCAUCUACAAGCAGGUGCUGCGCAACGAUCCGAAGAACAUAUGGGCGGCGAACGGGAUCGGCGCCGUGCUCGCGCACAAGGGCUGCAUCAUUGAGGCGCGCGACAUCUUUGCGCAGGUGCGCGAAGCGACGGCCGACUUUUGCGACGUGUGGAUCAACAUUGCGCACAUCUACGUGGAGCAGAAGCAGUACAUUAGCGCGAUCCAGAUGUACGAAAACUGCCUGAAGAAGUUCUACCGCCACAACAACGUAGAGGUGAUGCAGUACCUGGCCCGGGCCUACUUCCGGGCGGGCAAGCUGAAGGAGGCGAAGAUGACGCUGCUGAAGGCGCGGCGGGUUGCGCCGCAGGACACGGUGCUGCUGUUCAACAUUGCGCUCGUGCUGCAGCGGCUCGCCACGUUUGUGCUGCGCGACGAGAAGUCCGUCCUGAGCGUGGUGCUGCAGGCGGUGCACGAGCUCGGACUGGCGCACAAGUACUUUACCUACCUGUCCGUGCACGGGGACAAGACGCGGUACAACAUUGCGCUGGCCGAGACGGAAGCGAACCAGUGCCAGGAUCUGCUGCAGCAGGCGCAGUACCACGUGUCGCGGGCGCGCAAGAUCGACGAAGAGGAGCGCUCGCUGCGCCAGAAGCAGGAGCUGGAGCGGGAAGAGUUCAAGCGCCGCCAGGCGGAGGAUCGCCGCCGGAUGGAGGAGAUGCGCCGCAAGGCGCACGAGGAGAUGCUGCUCAAGCGCCAGGAGUACAAGGAGAAGACGAAGAACGCACUGUUCUUUGCCGAGCCGGCGCCGGAGGCGAAGAAGAAGGGUGGCCGUGGACGGAAGGACUACAUUUCCGACUCGGAUGCAAGCGGCGGUGAGGUCGGUGGGGGCGGUGGUAGCGGCGGCGAGGAGGGCUCGGGAGCGCCCAAGGAGCGGAAGCGCAAGGGCGAGAAGAAGCCGCGCAAAUCGCAGGGCGGCGGCAGUCGGAAGCGCAAGGAGAAGGCACGCCGCGGAAGUGGUGGCGAUUCGGACAGCGAGGAGGAGGAGGGCGAAGGUUCGCGCAAGCGCAAGAAGAAGGGCGCAUCCGGCGGGCAGAAGAAGCGCCAGAAGGCGAUGGACGAAGGGCUGUCGCAGAAGCAGAAGGGGCGCAUCCUGUCGAAGGCCACCGUGUCGACGAGCGAGUCGGACAGCGACGACAGCCGGCUGAAGAUAGCGAGCGGGGACGAGUCGGGCGGUGAGUCGGGCGCGCCGGCAACGAAGCGCAAGCGCCGCAUCGCGUCGGACGAAGAAGAUUCGGAUGGGUCGCAGCGUCGAUCGCGGUCCCGGUCGCGGUCCGGGUCGGGCUCACGGUCCCGGUCGCGGUCGGGCUCGGGCAGCCGGGCCGGUAGCCGUGCCGGCAGUGGCUCGCGUAGUCGUAGCCGUUCGCGCAGCCGCUCCCGUAGCCGAUCGGGCAGUGCGAAAGGAUCGCGCUCGAGAAGCCGCUCCGGAUCGGGCGGAAGUCGCAGCCGUAGCCGGUCGCGUAGCCGCAGCCAGAGCGCUGGAAGCCGUAAGAGCGGCAGCCGUAGCCGCAGCCGCAGCCGCAGCGGAAGCCGGGGAAGUCGCCGGUCCCGUUCGCGGUCCCGCUCGCGGUCCGGAUCGCGGUCCAGGUCGCGGUCGGGCUCGGGCAGUAGACAGGCAUCGCCGAUCUCGCGCAAGUCCGUCUCGGGCUCGGAAUCGGAGUGAAUGGUGGUUCUUCGUCCACCCUCCGGACGCACGGGUGCCAGGGGGUGUCGUCGGUAGUGUGUGCAGUUUUUAAGUGUAAAGAAGACAGCUAGAUUUUAGCAAACCGAUCGUAUUGAAUCGAAUAAAGUUAAGCCAACUGGAAACAGCAUCCAAACAACGGCA
This is a messenger RNA of Anopheles arabiensis, 4003 nucleotides long. RefSeq names its product RNA polymerase-associated protein CTR9 homolog (gene Ctr9). NCBI's taxonomy places the organism in Eukaryota, Metazoa, Arthropoda, Insecta, Diptera, Culicidae. Gene Ontology annotation, biological process: regulation of DNA-templated transcription. The record is from RefSeq and is a predicted model, not a curated record. Gene Ontology annotation, cellular component: Cdc73/Paf1 complex. The coding region runs from base 245 to 3841 and encodes 1198 amino acids. The transcript is spliced from 4 exons. Gene Ontology annotation, molecular function: RNA polymerase II complex binding.